CUGGUGAUUGCUGAAGAGAUUAUUCACUCUAGACUCCAGCCUGAGAGCACAUUAGAGCGAAGACUGGAAAAUAGCAUAAAGAAAAACACCGAACUCGAUUUUAAAGUUCAGAUACGAAUUUCCAAAAGACUUUCUUUACGAGCGUUUCCAUGUGAGCCUCCGGGCUGACUCUUCCAGUCAGCUCCGAGGCGCUCUGAACCCUGCAUUGUCCUGUCUUUGGGGACACGAAAGUGUAAGGGCUUCUCACUCCAUGGAGUUUACCGAUUCUAGAUCCCUGAGUCGCCAAACGGUGAAAAAACUAGACCUGCUUCUACUUCCUGUGCUUUCGCUGUUGUUCUUGCUCAACUCUCUUGAUCGCUCUAAUGUUGGAAAUGUUGAAACCGCAAAUUUUACUCGAGAUGUUGGGUUACAGCCGGAUGAUCUUAAUACCGCUGUCGCCUGGUUCUUUGCAGUCUUCGUCUUUCUGCAGCCGCUAGGAGCUGCUGCGGGCAGGAAAUUUGGCAUGACGCGAUGGGUUCCGGGGUGCAUGGCAUUUUGGGGAUUAUGCACCGUGCUGCACAUUUUCAUCGCUCGUAGAUGGCAACUGAUUACACUACGGAUCGUCAUUGCCGCGCUUGAAGCCGGCUUCUAUCCAACCGUUGUCUCAUAUUUGUCUCUAUUUUACACGCGCUACGAAUUUGCCCGGCGCUUGGGCUUCUUCUACGGCCAAUCUGCAGUCGCUGGUGCACUUGGCGGACUAUUGUCCUUUGUCGUUUUCCGCCUGUAUCCUAGUCACCUUGCAGGCUCAACGGAAGCAUCUAGCUCCCAAGAGACUGGGAAAUGGACGGCAUGGAAAAUCCUUUUCGUUGUAGAAGGGCUGCUGACCAUGGCCGUUGCAAUCUUGAGCUUUUUUUGGCUUCCUCCUACGCCCGGUAGAGCCUGGUUUCUUCGCCAAGAGGAACGUCGAUGGGCAGAAGCAAGACUGCAAACGGAUCGCGACGUGGUCGUACAAUAUACCGUUCCUGCUGGCAGUAAAGUGUCAGUAGAAGGGAGCGAUUGCCGCUCCGAGGUUAUUGACGACGAAGAAGCCAUGAUGAGAAACUCAGAGGAGCUUGAGAGCGAGACGCUUCUUCGCGAAAGCGAAGACUCCGUGUCUGAUGAGCAAGCCAUCAAGAGACCCUAUAGAGCCAUGUCCAAUGGAUCUGUCACUGCCUCUGAAAAGGGCUUAUCACGACGAGACAUUUUCGAGGCCAUCACCGAUUGGAAGAUCUGGUUCAUUCUCGUCAUCAACAUUUGUUCGAGUGUACCAGUCGCUGCCUUUUCCGUGUUCCUGCCUCUCGUCGUAAAAGGAUUCAACGUCGACGCCAUUCACGCAAACUUGCUUAGUGUUCCUCCCUUUGUCGUUGGAGCGCUCGUGUUAUGGCUGUUCACAUGGUGGAGCGACAAGUCUGAACAACGAAUCAAGCCGAUCCUGUGCGGCCUUGGGAUUAAUCUCCUCGGGCUGAUUGCCACAGUGCUGCUCCCACAAUCUGCCUUGCGCGCGCGAUACGUUGCUCUCUGCGUCCUGCUCGGCGGCAGUUAUAUCGCUAGCCCACUCACCGUCGCAUGGUUAGCUGGUAAUAUAGAAGAGCCCGGAAAACGUGCCAUCAUGCUCGGCAUCAACGGAUGGGGCAACUUAGCAGGCCUUUUUGCCGCACUGCUCUUCGCUCCGCGAUUUGCUCCUCACUACCUCCUGCCGUUCUAUGUCACGCUUUGCCUCGUACUCUUUUCCUUCGCAGGGUAUGCUAUUUUCUGGUGGCUUCUUCUGCGUGAGAAUGCUCGUCGGCGCCGUAUCGUUGCGCAGUGUUCAUCUGAGCAAGUGGCCAAAGAGUGGAAUCAUGGUACGGGUAUCGCACAGGCUGGACGGAGAGCAAGUGUCAGUCGUACUCUGAAGCUCCGCUAUUUAUUAGACUUUAUUAUCCCUGGUGGUGGGGGCGGCAGCGGCAGCGGCAGCAGCAGCGGCAGUAGUACCAUCGAGCACAGUGCUGGCUUGUCCCGUCCACAUAGGCAGUCCGACGAUGUGGUGGAUCAUCGCGAUACUGAGGGCCAGGCUCAUAGCGGUAUAGAUUGGGAUGUGCGUCGCGGUGACGAACGAUUGACUUUUCAGUACAGUCUUUGAUGUUUAUAUACCUCGAUUUUGUUACAGCGAAUACCCUCGUGUAAGAACCCCGGUGCUGAGACCAUCAAGGCUACUCCCACUGACUCUAAGGGGUACUUUGAGAAGAUCCACGGCUAGUAAAUAUAUUUCUACAUUACAGUCACACAGUUUCUACACUUUUUCCCAAGCUGAUCGCACCGUCAGACGAAAGGAGGUGGCAUGUUAGUCCCAUUUUUGUCUAGUCAUUACUAUCUUAACUCAAUGAAUCCUCUAAUGAGUAACUCCACGAAUAUACACACAAUAUCAUCAAAUUUUCCAAGCAUACCCUUUUUCUAAAGGUCUCUGACCACUUUUUUCCCUUUUCCUCCUGAUCCAUCCCG
Messenger RNA from Xylona heveae TC161, 2496 nucleotides. RefSeq names its product MFS general substrate transporter. The record is from RefSeq and is a predicted model, not a curated record. Gene Ontology annotation, biological process: transmembrane transport. Gene Ontology annotation, cellular component: membrane. NCBI's taxonomy places the organism in Eukaryota, Fungi, Ascomycota, Xylonomycetes, Xylonales, Xylonaceae. The transcript is spliced from 3 exons. Bases 251 to 2137 code for a protein of 628 amino acids. Gene Ontology annotation, molecular function: transmembrane transporter activity.